ACCUCAUGGAGUGGCCCGUGCACGCUUGCUCGGCAUGAGCCAGAAGUGAACUCCGAAGGACUCCUGGUUGGCGACGUCACUUUUUCAUCCUCAGCACUUUGCCCAACAACGCAUUUUCAUUGACAUUGGCACUGCGAUUUGGCCCAUCAUGGCUACCGGGGUAGAUGCGCGACUCUUGAAGUCGACAAAGUUCCCUGCCGAGUUCAGCCAGAAGGUCGACAUGCAGAAAGUCAACCUCCAGGUCAUGAAAAAAUGGAUCGCCAGCAAGAUAUCUGAAAUUCUCGGCAGCGAAGACGAUGUCGUGAUUGAGCUUUGCUUCAAUCUGAUCGAGGGAUCGCGAUACCCGGACAUCAAGUCCCUACAGAUCCAACUGACGGGGUUCCUCGACAAAGACACGGCCCCCUUCUGCAAAGACUUAUGGAGGCUACUGUUGAGUGCCCAAGGCAGCCCUCAGGGGGUGCCUAAAGAGCUCCUGGAAGCCAAAAAGCUUGAGCUCAUACAAGAAAAGAUUGAAGCAGACCGCGCCGCCGAGGACGCUAGAAAGAGACGCGACGAGCUGGACCGCCGAGAUCGCGAAAUCGCCGAUAUGAAAGACCGUGACCGCCGAGAUCGGACAGCUGGACGUGGUGAUACCUGGCAAGGGCGACGUGGCGAUCGCGAUCGCGGCAAUCGGGGGCGAGGUGAUUUUAGAAGGACUGGAAACCGAUCCCGAUCACCAGCGCCACGAUUCCGUGACCAAAGAGAUUCGUACGGGCGUGACAGCUACGUUCCACGAGGUCGACGUGGUGGAGGGCGCGACCGCGGUGAUCGUGGUACUCGCCGGCGGUCGCGCAGUCGCUCCGGCUCUGCCUCGGGUUCGGCAUCGUCUCGGUCCAACUCGCGCAGUCGGAGCGCUUCUCGCAGUAGCGAUCGAUCAGACAGUCGGAACCGCCAGGCUCGACGGAGGUCACCAGGAGGACGACGAGACCAGCGCAAGAGAUCAAGAUCGCCUGCAGGAGGAGAUGCCUAUCGACCACGACCGAAUCGCGACGGCAGAGGACGCCGAUACGCCCCCAAUCGUCGAUCAGGUUCUGUGUCUUCCGAGAGGCGUUCGCCUACGCCAAAAAGAAGAAGGUAUUCUUCGUCACGAAGCCGAUCAGUCGAUCGUCGAAAGCGAUAUUCGAGAAGUGUCUCGUCAUCGAGAUCUAGGGGCUCUUCCGAGUCUCGUAGUCGUAGCCGCAGUGCAUCGCCUAAGAACCGUGGAAAAGGGCCAAGAGGCGCACAAAGUGAUACAUCAGAUGUGGAGGAUGAUGGCCGUCGUCGUCGGCGGGCCAGCCCAGGUCGAGGCGGCCGACGCCGGUCAAAGAGACCACAGUCUCGCAACGACCGGCGACGGAACAGUUCCUCACCUGCAUCACCCUCCAGAACACAGGGCAAGUCAGCUGAUAUUUCUGAAGAUGAACCUCGCGUCCCGCCAUCGAAACCUGAUGUUGAGCUUGUGAGAGCCGACGAAUAGGUGGUAAGCCUUGAGUAUCAUGGGAGGAAGGGUAGUCGUGUGGUCAUGGACACUGACAAGUGGCGAGCCACAGACAAAGACAAAUUUGCAUAGCAAAAUUUCCUGAAGGCUGAAGUUAAGGGGAGACGAUUGCGAAGAUGAGAUCCUCUUUAGAGCAGCUCUUCGACAGUCAAGGCUAACUGUUGUUGAAGCGCUCCACCCGAUUGGGUCCUGUCGUUUGUAAAAUUCACUUUGGAAUACGAAAAAGCAACUGAGAUUUGAGCAGAAAACGGUUGAAUCAAAUCGUAGAAUAAUGAAUCAAUGAAAUCUGAACAGUGACACCUGGAUAACUACGUGAUGUUUUC
Ilyonectria robusta is the source of this 1839-nucleotide messenger RNA. RefSeq lists its product as uncharacterized. Gene Ontology annotation, molecular function: RNA binding. Gene Ontology annotation, biological process: regulation of mRNA splicing, via spliceosome; mRNA processing. Gene Ontology annotation, cellular component: spliceosomal complex. The record is from RefSeq and is a predicted model, not a curated record. The transcript has 4 exons. Bases 149 to 1495 code for a protein of 448 amino acids. NCBI's taxonomy places the organism in Eukaryota, Fungi, Ascomycota, Sordariomycetes, Hypocreales, Nectriaceae.